GUGGGUGAGUCACGCUGCACCUCAGCGCAUAAGAGGUGCCAGAGCUGACUCCUGUACCACGGCCACAGCCACCAUGCAGGGGAGGACCCGGGAGCUGUGUCUGCUGCUUCUGUUGGGGCUGGGGUCCCAGGGCACCCUGCCCCCACCCUGUGACAGCCAGAUUUACCGCCAUGAGGAGCUCCUGCACCAAGGGCAGAUGGCCAGACUCCACCGGGAUGACAAGCAGUUUGUGGACAUGCCACUGUCCUCCGCUCCAGGCCAGGUUCUGCAGGACUUCCGUGAGCUGGCGGCCGCCCACGAGCACCGCAUCCCCCCACAGCAGCUGCAGGCAUUCAUCCAAGAGCACUUCCAGGCCGCGGGACAGGAGCUGCUGUCCUGGACUCCCGAGGACUGGAAGGACAGCCCCCGGUCGCUGCAGAAGAUCUCGGACCCCAAGCUGAGAGCCUGGGCAGGGCAGCUCCACCAGCUCUGGAAGAAACUGGGAAAGAAGGUGAAGCCAGAGGUCCUCAGCCGCCCGGAGCAGUUCUCUCUCAUCUACUCGGCCCACCCCUCCAUCGUGCCUGGUGGACGCUUCGUCGAAUUCUCCUACUGGGACUCCUACUGGGUGAUGGAGGGGCUGCUCCUGUCUGAGAUGCCCCAGACGGUGAAGGGCAUGCUGCAGAACUUCCUGGACCUGGUGCGGCUCUAUGGACAUGUCCCCAACGGGGCCCGCGUGUACUACCUGCAGCGGAGCCAGCCUCCCCUCCUGACUCUCAUGAUGGACCGCUACGUGACCCACACCAACGACACCGCCUUCCUCAGGGACAACAUAGAGACCCUAGCCUUGGAACUGGACUUCUGGAUGGAGAACAGGACCAUCUCUGUGAGCUCGGAGGGCCAGAGCUACAUCCUGAACCACUAUGCUGUCCCUUACGGGGGCCCCAGGCCAGAGGCCUACAGCAAGGAUUUUGAGCUGGCGGACACGUUGCCAGAAGAGGACCUGGUGGCCCUGUGGGCUGAGCUCAAGGCUGGGGCUGUCUGGCUCGUCAGAGGCCCAAACUCUACAUUGCUCAGCAGCAUCCGGACCAGCAAAUUCGUGCCUGUUGACCUCAAUGCCUUUCUGUGCCAGGCAGAGGCGCUGAUGAGCAACUUCUACACCAGGCUGGGGAAUGACAUCCAAGCCACAAAGUACAGAAAUCUGCAGCAACAGCGCUUGGCUGCCAUGAGAGCCAUCCUGUGGGAUGAAGAGAAAGGGGCCUGGUUUGACUAUGACCUUGAGAAUGGAAAGAAGAACCUAGAGUUUUACCCAUCCAACCUCACUCCUCUCUGGUCUGGCUGUUUCUCUGACCUGGACGCCGUGGACAAGGCUCUGAAGUAUCUGGAGGACAGCCAGAUCUUGACCUACCAGUACGGGAUCCCGACCUCUCUCCAGAAGACAGGCCAGCAGUGGGACUUCCCCAAUGCCUGGGCCCCCCUGCAGGACCUGGUCAUCAGAGGUCUGGCCAAGUCUCCUUCACCUCGGGCCCAGGAAGUGGCUUUCCAGCUGGCUCAGAAUUGGAUCCGAACCAACUUUGAGGUGUACUCCCAAAAGUCAGCCAUGUUUGAGAAGUAUGACAUCAGCAAUGGUGGGCAGCCAGGUGGAGGAGGGGAGUAUGAAGUUCAGGAGGGCUUUGGCUGGACCAAUGGAGUGGUCCUGAUGCUCCUGGACCGCUACGGUGACCGGCUGACCUCGGGGACCCAGACAGCUUUCCUGGAGCCCCACUGCCUCACAGCUGCCCUUCUGCUCAGCCUCCUGCUCAGCCUCCUACCGCAGUGAUGGGCCUCCCUGCCCCGUCUGCCUCAUUAAACUUCUGU
This is a messenger RNA of Lutra lutra (Eurasian river otter), 1833 nucleotides long. It is a transcript of the gene TREH, whose product is annotated as trehalase. Gene Ontology annotation, biological process: trehalose catabolic process. NCBI's taxonomy places the organism in Eukaryota, Metazoa, Chordata, Mammalia, Carnivora, Mustelidae. Gene Ontology annotation, molecular function: alpha,alpha-trehalase activity. The record is from RefSeq and is a predicted model, not a curated record.